CGGCGCGGCAUGGGAUGUUCUCCCAAGCAAAUAACCAAGUUUUGAACAGGCAGCAGGACAGGCCCGACUACGGAACAGCAGGCGGACUGGACACAUUGACGACAUUUCUGCUGCUGCUGCUGCCGCCGCGACUGCUGUUGACGGUGCUUGUGGUGCACGCUGCAGGGGAGCGAGCGUCCGCCGUAUGUUGUGCUUGCCGUGUUUGUCCUACCGAUAUGUAACGGGUGCUCGACGGUGGAUGCUCGGAAGUGGGAACAGGUGUUCUUGCUAAGAGUCUUUGGUGAAGGGGUGUGGGAAACUGGUCCGCGAUACUUACUACCGACAUCAGGAGAGAGUGUCAACACCGAGAGAUGAAGACAUCUGAGCAAUGAGCAAGUCGUUACUCGGCAAUAACAAACAUUCGUUAUGGUCAGUCUUUUCUUGUUGUGGAAUCGAAUCGAGUCAAAUUGAGUCGAAAGAAUGGUCCACUCACAAAUGUAAAAGAAUGACUAAUGAAGCCUCUACGUUUGUAAUUCUCCCGUAAUAAAGGGAUUUAACUUGAUGACCAAAGUGCAAUUUGGAGCACCAAUGAUAUUAUAAAGCAGUGUUGAUACUAAUAAGUGAGUGGAGAUUUAAGUCAGCAGCUGGGUAAAAAGAACUCUGCGCUCAAACUUGGCCCUAGCACGAUACCAUUAUGGAGUCUAAUGAUAGAAAGUUAACAGUUUUUGAGAUUCCGGACCUGUUCAAGGUUCCGGACCCAGUAUUUACUUACGAAGAAGCGUGUCGUGACAAGACUAUCGUUGUGGACAAUGGUUCGUACGAAUGUAAGGCGGGGUGGAGUUUUGAUACGAAACCACGAAUGGUUUUCAGAAAUCAUUCAACAAAGGUUCGAGGACAGAAAGGCAGUGAUAUUUAUGUUGGCAACGAUAUCGCUAAUUACGAAGCGUCCGGUUGGAUGCCGAUGAAGAGUCCCUUUGAAAAAAACAUUGUCACACAUCCAGAAAUCCAGGAACACAUCAUGGACCAUAUCUUUACCCAUCUGGGAUUUAGCUCUGAGCAAGACAAGAUCGAUCACCCUAUCGUUAUGACAGAACCACUAUGUAAUCCAAAUUAUUACCGUCAGUUUAUAGCAGAGCUUUUGUUUGAAUGCUACGACGUCCCGUCGGUGAUGUUUGGCAUCGAUUCUGUCCUUAGCCUUGAGUAUAAUAUUCCAGAUGUGCAGGAUGCCCUCGUAAUCGGGCUCGGACAUUCGGUUAGCCAGGUUGUUCCUGUACUUAACGGAGAAAUCGGCUUCAAACAAGCCCGCCGAGUAUCCUACGGAGGGCAAAAUAUCUCCGGGUAUCUGCAGAGGCUACUUCAACUCAAGCAUCCUCAUUUAACGGUGGCUAUCGGCGCAAUUAAGUCAGAGUAUUUAACACAUACAUAUUGUCGGUACGCCCUUGAUUAUGAGGAACAGGUGUUACGCUUUUGCGAUCCAGUUUUCGCCGACGAACACACGAUUCGAGUACAGUUGCCAUUAAAUUCGGUACAAACAUCAACCUCGGCAACAACAACUUCCGGCAAAAUGGACGUGUGUCUUGCUAUUGUACACCGAGUCGAGUGCGUCAUGUCAAGAAGGUAUAAAGCGAAAUGGAUUCAUAGUCAGGAAAAGCUAAAACAGAUGUUGUUAAUUCAGGAGAUCGUAACUGCAGAAGAAGAUAGCCGAAUGCGUGCCAAGCUAAUCACGGAUCUGGGCUUUGAUAGUUUGGACGAAAUAGAGGCAGCGAUUUCCGAACUACAGCAGAAAGUCGAUUUAGUGCUUCAGAGUGAACUGCCACCCGAAGUUGAACUGUGUCAUUUUUCUGAUCCCGACUCGUGGUUAGCUGCCCUCCGGCGAGCGAGGGAAGAUCUGACGUAUAGGAUUUCGCAAGCUGAGUUGAAUAAUCUUCCACAUCAACCGAGUGGUGAAGUUGGAGCAAGGAUUAGUGAUGUUGAUAUGCUCGAUCGCAUCGAACUCAUCAUCUUCGAGACAGAACGAGAAUUCAAACGAAGUACAGUUCUUAAUACUGACAACCUGAAUAGCUCAGCUGGCAUCUCGCAGUUUUAUCAGUUGGUAUUAGGCACUGAACGGUAUCGGGCCCCGGAGGUGCUAUUUCAACCGUCUGCCAUGCUUGGCUUAGACCAAGCCGGAAUUGUGGAAACCAUUGAUCGAGUAUUACAGCAGCUAUCUCCAGAUGAGCAGAAUAAGGUCGCGGAAAGGAUUUUCGUUACUGGAGGACCUGCUACACUUCCCGGGCUCAAAGAACGCUUGGAACGUGAGAUCCGAGCAUUGCGACCGUUUGGAAUUGGUUUCAAUGUAAUUAUGGCAAAAGACGCCGCCCUUGACGCCUGGAAUGGAGCCCGAAUGGUUGCCCUCAAUGAGAGCCUGAAGUCGAUUGCCGUUACGAAAAAGGACUAUGACGAAUUGGGGCCAGAUUACAUCAAAAACUACAAAUGCUCAAAUGUCUAUGCACCGUCACCACUUGUAGUGCGGAUCUAGUUUUCUGUGACGAACUUCGACAACUUAUAAAAUCCAACGAGCAGCAUUAAGCUACUCUUCAUUUUCUCUCAAAAAGACUAUCUAUUGCGUUCAGCAUAGAACUUGUUGAGUAUCUCUUAUUUCAGGACGAUUCUGUGAAUAUACACAUAAUAUAAUGCUAUGCAUUGAAAUCUUUUUGGCGUUAACCAUUCGUGUAUACGGUCAAAGAAUAAAUUUUCAGUGAGUUACAUAUGCA
Molecule: messenger RNA, 2732 nt
Organism: Varroa destructor (honeybee mite)
Lineage: Eukaryota; Metazoa; Arthropoda; Arachnida; Mesostigmata; Varroidae
Gene: Arp5
Product: Actin-related protein 5
Source: RefSeq, a predicted model, not a curated record